UAUUUAUUCUUCAAACAAAAAUUGGCAUUUUCAGUUAAUGGAUAUCUGGCCAGUGCCGAUGAAAUUGAUUCUCUCGAGUAGAAAUGGUGGUGGCCGAAACCGAACUCCAUAGUUAGGUUGUCAAAUAGCAUUUAUUCCUCUAUUUAUGUCUCUUUCUCUCUCAUUCUUUCUUAACAGCUAUUCAAAGAUCCCUUUUUUGUCUCUCUCUCUCUCUCUUCCCUCUCUCUCAUGGCGUCUCUUCUCAGGCUAUCUCCACCCACCCUCCUUUCCACUUCCCGACCAUGUUCAUCGCCGGCGAAGCCUCCAUUUCCGCACCUACCCACCAAAAAAAACCCACCAAGAAAAAACCUCCAAAGAGUCCAAAGCAGCAGCUUUUCCACCUUUCUUGAUUUGGAACCCAAGUCAAAACCCGAAUCUUUAGAUUUCGAGAUCCCGUUCUUCAACCCCGCCGACCGCCACCGAUUCGACGUGAUCGUCAUCGGCGCCGGCCCAGCCGGCCUCCGCCUGGCGGAGCAAGUCGCCGGACACGGGAUCAAGGUAUGCUGCCUCGACCCUUCACCCCUCUCUAUGUGGCCGAACAACUACGGCGUUUGGGUUGACGAGUUCGAAAGCUUAGGGCUCGAUGAUUGUCUGGACAAAACAUGGCCCAUGACUUGUGUUCACAUCAACGACAACAAAACCAAGUAUUUGGACCGGGCGUACGGCCGGGUCAACAGAAAAGAUCUCAAAUUGAAACUCUUGUCCGAUUGUGCAACAAAUGGUGUCAAAUUUCAUAAAGCCAAGGUUUGGAAAGUGGACCACGAUGAGUUUGUGUCGUCGAUUUCUUGCGACGACGGCACCGAAUUGAAGGCAGAUUUGAUCGUGGACGCGAGUGGCUUCUCGAGCAAAUUCGUCGAAUACGACAAACCGAGGAACCAGGGAUAUCAAAUCGCUCACGGUAUUUUAGCUGAGGUGGAUCGCCACCCCUUCGAUUUGGACAAGAUGCUUCUGAUGGAUUGGAGGGAUUCCCACUUGGGGAACGAGCCGAGUUUGCGACCCCACAAUUCGAAGUUCCCGACUUUUUUGUACGCGAUGCCGUUCGAUUCGAAUUUGGUUUUUCUCGAAGAGACCUCACUAGUGAGCAGGCCGAUGCUAUCGUACACCGAAAUCAAGAAACGGAUGGUGGCGAGGCUGAGGCAUUUAGGUAUUAAGGUGAGGGCGGUGAUCGAGGAUGAAAAAUGCGUGAUCCCGAUGGGGGGCCCGCUCCCUCGUAUCCCUCAAAACGUGAUGGCAAUCGGGGGCAAUUCGGGUAUUGUGCACCCCUCCACUGGCUACACUGUCGCUCAGACGAUGGCUCUUGCUCCGUUUCUGGCGGAGACGAUCGCUGAGUGUCUUGGUUCGACUAGAAUGAUUAGAGGGACCCCACUUUAUCACAAAGCGUGGAACGGGUUGUGGCCUUUGGAGAGGAGAUGCAGUCGGGAAUAUUAUAAUUUCGGUAUGGAGACUUUGUUGAAACUCGAUUUGAAUGGUACGAGGAGAUUCUUCGAUGCCUUCUUCGAGCUGAAGCCUCAUUAUUGGCACGGGUUUUUGUCGUCGAGGCUAUCGGUCGGUGAGCUUUUUAUGAUGGGGAUAUCCCUUUUCGGUCAUGCCUCGACUACUUCUAAGUUGGAUAUGGUGAGAAAGUGCCCUGCACCCAUGGCGAGAAUGAUGGGUAAUAUGGCACUCGAAGCCAUUUGAUCUGUAACGUUUUUCGAUGUUUCUGAUGAAUAUUGUUUUUCGAACGAUCUAUAGCUAAAUUGCUGUGAGAUAGAUGUUAGAACAUGAAAUUUUUAAUUGUAUGUAUAUAUAUACAGUUGAAAAUGCACUUAUCGUUCAACGAUGUUUCUCUUAUA
This is a messenger RNA of Erythranthe guttata (spotted monkey flower), 1871 nucleotides long. Its product is annotated as capsanthin/capsorubin synthase, chromoplastic. Gene Ontology annotation, molecular function: oxidoreductase activity, acting on paired donors, with incorporation or reduction of molecular oxygen. Gene Ontology annotation, biological process: carotenoid biosynthetic process. The record is from RefSeq and is a predicted model, not a curated record. Lineage: Eukaryota; Viridiplantae; Streptophyta; Magnoliopsida; Lamiales; Phrymaceae.